AAAGCUCAGUCUCAUUCGUCCACAUCAUAGGCGACUCAAGAUGGCAGCUCCCACCGGGCAUGACCGAUCACGCCGUCCUAGCGAAGAAGAGGAAGAAGAUGACCCAGUUGAGACAAUGUUGAAGAAAACAGGCUGCGCGGAGUUGCAUUAUGCUGUUCAGGAAUGUAUGGCGGAAACAAAGGAUUGGCGCCUGUGUCAGGAUAAAGUGAAAGCUUUCCGCAAGUGCAUCGAGAAUAGCAUGCUGAAUCAGGUUCCUAAGAGCUGACCGCGACUGGGCAUGCCCUGCUCAGAGAUGUUGAACUAUUCAUCCAUCUAUUGCAGUUCAACGAAAGGACCUAGCAUUCUACAUUGUUCGAAGGACACACUUGUAUCUGGAAUAUUGUUCUAUUUAAUAUAUCAUGCAUAUUGUGUAUGUUCAAAAUAAUGUUAGAUGUUGAUGGAGGUAGUUCUUUAACAGUUGAAGAGUCUCUCAUCACCUAACAACAAAUAGUGUUCUACAUUGCCAAGUGAUACUGUGAACUACUAUCUUCAGAAACAUGGUAACAGCACACACAAUGAGGUUAAUUGUAUGAGGAAUCAACAGAUUUAUUAAAGGUUUUCUAUUUUUUU
This is a messenger RNA of Haliotis rubra (blacklip abalone), 609 nucleotides long. Its product is annotated as cytochrome c oxidase assembly factor 4 homolog, mitochondrial-like. Gene Ontology annotation, biological process: mitochondrial respiratory chain complex IV assembly. The transcript is spliced from 2 exons. NCBI's taxonomy places the organism in Eukaryota, Metazoa, Mollusca, Gastropoda, Lepetellida, Haliotidae. Gene Ontology annotation, cellular component: mitochondrial intermembrane space. Bases 41 to 265 code for a protein of 74 amino acids. The record is from RefSeq and is a predicted model, not a curated record.